This is a messenger RNA of Pseudocercospora fijiensis CIRAD86, 1158 nucleotides long. RefSeq lists its product as uncharacterized. Gene Ontology annotation, molecular function: pseudouridine synthase activity; RNA binding. Gene Ontology annotation, biological process: tRNA modification; mRNA pseudouridine synthesis. The annotation marks the transcript as partial. Gene Ontology annotation, cellular component: mitochondrion. The transcript has 2 exons. NCBI's taxonomy places the organism in Eukaryota, Fungi, Ascomycota, Dothideomycetes, Mycosphaerellales, Mycosphaerellaceae. The record is from RefSeq and is a predicted model, not a curated record.
GUCAUAGCCAUCAACAAACCGCCCGCCAUAAGCUCAGCGCAGGUCAUCCGCGAUGUGCAAGAACAUUUCAAUCCAUCCAAACUCUUCCGUCCAUGGCUCGAUCGCGAACAGGAGAGAAAUGCAUCACUGCCGCCACAACAGCAGAAACGGCGAAAAUGGAAAGGCCGGAAGCAGAGGGACGUCAAGAUGGGGCAUGGUGGUACAUUAGAUCCAAUGGCAACCGGCGUGCUGAUCCUAGGUGUCGGUGCUGGAACGAAAGAGCUUGGCCAUUUUUCGACGGAGUGCACCAAGAGCUACGAGACAGUCGUUCUAUUCGGCGCCGCAACAGAUACAUAUGAUACCGAGGGCAAGAUCGUGGGUCGAAAAUCGCACGAGCACGUUACGAAGGAGCAAGUUGAGCAAGCACUAGCACAGUUCAGAGGCAAGGGCAUGCAGAAACCGCCCAUCUUUUCUGCUCUACGAGUGCAAGGAAAACGGCUCUACGAAUAUGCGCGUGAAGGAAAGCCACUGCCAGACGGCUAUGAGAUCGAAGAACGUCCAGUGGAAGUUAGCGAGCUGGAAAUGAUGGAGUGGUAUCCAGGAGGCACGCAUCAAUGGCAUUGGCCCGAUCGUGAAGCCGACACCUCGGAGAAGAAGCUUGCAGAACAAGCCAUGCACCUGGAGAGCGAAACUGCAAGCUCUACUGCAGCACCAAAUCCUAUGCCAGCAACUAUCACGCGAUUAUCGACUGCGGAAGGAGCUCAGCCUGAUACAGAAGUGGCCCAGCCUCCAAAGGACGAUGCCCAGCCUGCAACGUCAGACACGCCACUCACCACCAAGCCUUCUGAAGUCGAAGUCGAAUCCGAGGCCAAUCGGGAGCCUGAAUCUCAACCUCAGGAGACCAUCACGACUCAGAUACAGCGUUGUCCAGCUCCAGCCGUGCGGCUACGGAUGACAGUGACAUCAGGCUUCUACGUCCGGUCACUAUGCCAUGAUCUAGGAGCUGCUGUUGGAUCACUAGCCAUGAUGAGUGAGCUCUCAAGAACAAGGCAGUCCGACUUUGACCUAAGAAGUAAUGUGCUGCAGUACGAAGAUCUCAAGCAGGGAGAAGAAUUCUGGGGUCCGAAGGUACAGAAGCUGCUUGAAGAUUGGCAGAACAGGAAGACUCGCAGCAGUUAG